Messenger RNA from Desarmillaria tabescens, 3067 nucleotides. RefSeq lists its product as uncharacterized. The record is from RefSeq and is a predicted model, not a curated record. The transcript has 15 exons. The coding region runs from base 1 to 2574 and encodes 857 amino acids. Gene Ontology annotation, molecular function: transmembrane transporter activity. Lineage: Eukaryota; Fungi; Basidiomycota; Agaricomycetes; Agaricales; Physalacriaceae. Gene Ontology annotation, cellular component: brush border membrane. Gene Ontology annotation, biological process: transmembrane transport.
AUGACUACACCUCAAGUAAACCGGAAUUCGCUGCCACACAGGUCGUUCGGCGUAGACGAGUCGGCUCUCGACGACGAGAAUGAUACGCCCCAGCGCGACGGGUCGUCUUUGCGCAGAGUUCUUGGUCGAAUUUCGUUUGGCAACAGCAUACGUCGACCGAGUUUCGCUUCAAGAUUGAGGGCAGCGGCAGAAUCACCAGCUCCAUCCGAGAGGCCACCGGUGCCCACGGUAAUGCAGCCUGCUGGGGAAGUGUAUCAGACGCCACUGCCAAUACUCUCCAUGAUUGUUCUAUCUAUCACCAUGCUAGGAGAAUUCUUAUCUGCAAACGUGUCGACGCCGUCUUGUUAUUCAUGGUUAAAGGCUAGCUUCGGUGUGCUCACUGAUGAGGCUGAAAUCGCUUUUUGGACGGGUGUAUUAGUAUCAACAUUUUUCUUGACUCAGUUCCUCACGUCAUUGCUUUGGGCUACCGUAGCUGAUAAGCACGGGAGAAGAGCGGUCCUAGUGAUAUCCCUCCUCGGUAGUGCAUUGACUUGUGCCAUCUUCGGGACUUGCACCUCUUUGCAACAAGCCAUAUGCGUAAGGUUAUUGCAAGGCAUCUUUGCCGGAGCCGUCGGCGUUGCUCGAGGAUCUAUCUCUUUCGUAACCGAUGCAAGUAAUGAAGGUAGAGCUUACGCUAUCCUGGGAUUUUGCUGGGGGUUUGGUGGUGUGGCGGGGGCCAUCAUCGGAGGAACUUUCGAAAGCCCAGCCCUGAAAUGGCCCGGAACGUUUGACUCCUUCCCUUUAUUCGUAAAUUAUCCAUAUCUCCUACCGUGUGCAAUGGCGGCGGCGAUCACCUUUACAGGUUCCGUCCUCGCGUGUUUCCUGGGCCCCGAUGGCGGGCCUAGGGAAGGGGCUAUUCGCCUCAUGCCUGAGAAGGUUGAUAUGCACCCACCAAUCCCAGAGGAAGAAUCCAUACCACCGAGUCCGAUCUUCGAUGACGAGGAUCAACAGCCCACUACACUUACAGGGUCUAUCCGGAAAAAACUUUCCCAAAAGCUUUCCGGCUACUUUGCCUCUCGAGUAUAUGAUGCACAAGAUAGAAAUACCUUGAACGGUAGUUCGUCCGCAGCUCCGCAACCCCCUGUACCUCUGGCUGCGGGACCGAGACUAUCAAGAACUGCAUCCAGGACAAGCCGCAUUAAUGGGUCAGCUUAUGGGUACGGUAGCUAUAGGAACAGGCUGGCAAGCAAUGCAACAACGACUGUGAGAGCAAGACAUGGCAGCAUGGCAAGUACCUUGCGGCGAAGACGAGGAAGUAAUUUCGACGGAAAUCGAGAAUCACAAGCUAGCGAAAGUAAUGACCUUAAUUUUGCCCAAAGAUUACUUAUGGCCAACGAGAAUGCGGUCACGAACAUUGCGGAUCUGUGGGUCGCUGCUGCGAUGAAUGUCGAUAACGAAGAUCCAUUCGAAAGCGACACUGAGAUGGGAUCUGACGAGGAUUCCGGGGAGGAGGCUCUGGACGUGGAAGAAAACGUGGAGCGUGUUCCUGUUGAUGACGGUGCUACACCUGCACAUGUUAUCUCGACGCCGACGCCCCGUAGUCGUCGAGCUUCCAGUAAUACGACACCUAUUGCGCGUCGAUCUUCUAACGCACGCGGGACUAUCCGGCCUCUUCGACUUGGUUCCCCUCGCCUUCCUUCCAGUCCUUGGCCUAUUCCUGAGCGCCAGGCUUCGUUUUCUCAGCUACUAGAGGGUACACACAUAUCCCGUCGAUUCUCCAACGCGCCUUCCAUCUUCGCUCAUCCUGGCGUUAAACCCCCGGCUGCUGUUUUGGAUGCACAGCAAUUACUUUCUUCAGAUGCCGAGACUGCUGGGCCUGAUUCACUCGCGCCAAUCGCGGAAUCGAGAAGGGUGUCGCAGAUUAACGACCAAGUUGACGUGGAGUCCCUAGCCGAGAAACCAGCUUCAUUGUCGUCUCAAUUGCCCGUUAUGAUUAUUGUGCAGUACGGGCUGCUAGCGCUUCAUUCUACAACGCACGAUCAGGUCUUCAUGUCGUAUCUUGUAACCGAUUAUGACUCUGGAGGCCUGAAUCUCAACGCUGGGCACUUUGCACAGCUUAUUGCGUUGAUGUGUCUCUGCCAGAUUGCAUACCAGUUUUACCUCUAUCCCAAUAUUGGGCCGCCGCGAGGACGGUUCUCCCAUCUAGCCAUGUUUCAACUUGGUUCCUUGUUCUUCAUCCCAUCUUAUCUUACGGUCGUACUUUAUCGUGUACCGUUCGCUAGUGAAGAGAAUGACGGCAACUUCAUAUUGAUGACGGGACUUGCCAUUAGCACUGCUUUACGGUUCUGCGGUUCCACCUUUGCGUACACGGCGGUAUCUAUCCUGUUGAAUUAUAUGACGCCACCGAGUGCCGUCGGGUACGCCAAUGGUAUAGCGCAGAGUAUAGUCAGUCUUGCCCGGUGUUUAGGCCCUGUCUUGGGCGGAUAUCUCUGGUCUGUAAGUAUCGAGGGAAAUCCUAAUGGGUAUCCCCUUGGUUUCAUUGUGUGUGCUGGCGCAUGCGCAUUGGCAUUGUUGCAUAGUAUGCUUAUUCGAUGAACGCUUCCAACCGUGUAGAAGUUUCUUCUUUCAUUAAUACUGUAUUAACGCGUAUAGAUCUCAGUUCAUGAUCGACAUGAUCCCAGAUCAUCACCUACAUGGUACCAUACAUAUCCACAAGCUUUGGGACUUAUGCUAGUAAUACUUCUCCACCCGGACUGUUGUUACGACCUAAAUUAUAUUGCUUCUACUUCGAUUCUUUCCCUUCUGGCUAAUUGUAGAUGUCUCGUUGUGUUAUGAUCAUUCCGUCGCUACGUGAUCGUCGCUCCAGUGAAUUGUCUCAAAGCCCAAGCGUAACGCCAUUAUGGCUCACUGCAGGGGUAUAAAAUUAUUAAUUCCUUUCCUUCUGCAGCACUGAUCCCUGACCAAUAAUUUGGUCAAUAUGCUAUCUACAAAAUACAUAAAAAAUAUAUAGUACUACAACCCAUAUCAUCGUUUUAAGCUGCCGCCUUGAUAAUGUCCGCGGCCUGCAAAGAGAUUUCAUUGAGCUUUC